This is a messenger RNA of Nilaparvata lugens (brown planthopper), 3934 nucleotides long. Its product is annotated as glucose dehydrogenase [FAD, quinone]-like. Gene Ontology annotation, molecular function: flavin adenine dinucleotide binding; oxidoreductase activity, acting on CH-OH group of donors. The coding region runs from base 66 to 1967 and encodes 633 amino acids. NCBI's taxonomy places the organism in Eukaryota, Metazoa, Arthropoda, Insecta, Hemiptera, Delphacidae. The record is from RefSeq and is a predicted model, not a curated record. The transcript has 3 exons.
GCCGCUUCAGUCGUAAUGCGUUCGCGGUCCGUAUCACACCUGGUUGGGUGGUCAGUGAAUCCGCGAUGACCGCACACACGCACUUUUGCGCACAAUUUGUGCGUUGCGUUGCGCUCAUACUCCUCCUUGCACACUCCAGCACACCGCAGAGCACACUGUUCCAGUCGGUUCUCCAGUACUACCGCAAUUCACUGCGUCUACCCAUUGGAGCCACAACAGACUCCAACAAGUUCCAGAAGGAGUAUGACUUUGUGGUUGUGGGAGCCGGGUCUGGGGGUUCAGUAGUCGCUAACCGUCUCACAGAAAACCCAGAUUGGUCUGUCUUGCUACUAGAGGCAGGCAAAGAAGAAUUGAUUCUAACCGACGUACCUCUUCUAGUCUCCUACAUUCUGGCCACAGACUUCAACUGGGGCUACCGAACAGAACCCAACGAAGGAAUAUGUUUAAGUAUGGUGGAAAAACGGUGCAAAUGGCACAGAGGAAAAGCAAUGGGUGGGACAAGUGUCAUAAACUACAUGGUUUACAGUCGAGGUGUGCCACGAGAUUAUAACAACUGGGCUUCUCUAGGAAACUACGGGUGGAGCUUCAGAGACGUGCUACCCUACUUCCGAAAAUCGGAGGAUAUGGUUGUUCCCGAGCUACGGAAUUCCCCCUACCAUGGAACUGGAGGGUAUCUCACUGUGGACCGUCCCAAGUGGAGAACCCCGUUAGUGUCAGCGUUCAUGAAGGCUGGGGUGCAGAUGGGGUACCCGUUGUUGGAUGUGAACGGAGAAAACCCGUUGGGAUUCGACUAUAUUUUAGCCACCACCCGGCGUGGGGCUCGACUUAGUGCAUCGAAAGCCUUCUUGCGUCCAAUAAGAACGCGGAAAAACUUCACAGUGGGAAAACAAGCGAGAGUUACACGUAUCAUCAUAGACCCCGUGACAAACAGGACGAUUGGGGUUGAGUUUUUAAAGAAUCGGAAAAUUCAUGUUGUGAGGGCUAGGAAGGAAGUGGUGUUGUGUGCGGGGGCGUUGAACAGUCCCCAACUGUUGAUGUUGUCAGGGGUGGGUCCUAGAGAUCAUUUAGAGGAAAUGGGGAUACCUGUGAUAAAGGAUCUCAGGGUGGGAUACAAUCUACAAGACCAUGUAUCCAUGGGGGGGCUGGCGUUCCUUGUGAAUGAUACAGUGUCCAUCAUUGAGUCGAGGUACCAGGGACCCCAGUACAUGUUGGACUACUUGUUGAACGGGGCGGGACCUCUGACUCUGCCCGGGGGAGCCGAGGCGUUGGCUCUGUUCCGGACGGGUUUGGUGGAUGGUCCCGAGGAUCAUCCCGACAUGGAACUGGUUUUCGGCCCAGGGGCGCUCACAGGGGACACGGGAGCAUCGCUGAGGCGGAGUUUCGCCAUUCGAGAGGACUUUUACGACAAAGUGUAUCGUGCGCAUGAAGGGGAGGAUGCGUUCAGUAUUGUGCCAGUUCUGCUGCAGCCGUUGAGUCGCGGCAGGGUCAAACUUAAAUCGAGGAAUCCGUUCCACUGGCCGCUGUUGUAUCCCAAUUACUACGACCAUCCCCGGGACUUGAAGAUUGUUGUGGAGGGAAUCAAAAUGGCAGUGCGCAUAACAGAGACAGAGCCGUUCGCAAAGUACGCCACCCAGUUGCUGCGCAACCCUUUCCCAGGAUGUGCGUCGCUCAUCUUCGCCUCGGACGAGUAUUGGGCUUGUACCGCUCGCCACAUCACCACUAAUCUACAACAUCAAUCCGGUACGUGCAAAAUGGGCCCACCCUCGGACCCCGAGGCAGUGGUCGACCCCCAGCUACGCGUGUACGGCAUCCAGGGUCUCCGGGUGGUCGACGCCUCCAUCAUGCCGGUCAUCCCGGCGGGGCACACCAACGCCAUCGUCUUCAUGAUCGGCGAGAAAGCGGCCGACCUCAUUAAGGACACCUGGUCAACCAACGAGGUCGACGCCCGGCGCAAAAGGAUGUCCUGACAGCGGGUCACGUCGUCCUUUGCUGCAGAGGAUGACGCAUUGGGAUCCUGGAUCGAUUACCUCUGGAAGAUGGUAUGUGGCAUCAUGGACAGCUGUUGAGUUCGAGGCUAUUAGAUGCAUAGAGAAAAGAUAGCAUGAUCUUAGGCUAUCUUUUCUCUAUGGUAGAUGAUAUUGUAGUAUAACCUAAUUUCUUGUAUAUUUUGAUAAGAGGUUGACUGAAAUAUUCUCGUGUGAACUGGUGAACAGUGUUUGUGUAUAAUAUAAUUAUUAUUUUUUGAAGAACUAUAGUUGUGAUUCUUAGAAUCUUCUGAAACGCCAAUAAUUUGUAAGAAACUUACUUUACUUUUAACGAACUGACAAAAUGAAAACCAACUUGAAUCCAACUGGAGACUUGAUGAAGAACAUUGACAACUCAACCUGUGGAAAUUCAAAGAGUGCCAACGUUCAGAGUUGACACCGAAGAUCAAAUCCGGAAUCUCACAUGUAGUUCACUCUAUAAUAAUGUGAGCUAAUUCCCUAAAAUACUCUUGUCCGAGGGUUGUUCAUGGGCACUUUGGGAACCCUGAGUUACUCCACCAGUAUCGACGAUUAUUCGGUUUCUUCUUCUUUAGCUCAUCGCUUGAUUGGUUGGCAGCCUUCCAUCCAAAUCUGUCCAUUGCUACUCUCUUUCAUUGUUCAUAACUCAUAGCACCCACUUCCUUCGUCAUUCGUCUCAGAUACUGUAGAAGGGGCCUUCCACGACCCCUUUGUUCAUAAACUGAAGCCAUUAUUUGGCUAUAGGCUGUAAUAAUUGUAACUUUCCAACCUAUUGACUAAUUCUAUUCGAAAUGUUGAUCAACACAAUUCUAAGUGGGUUCCUCCCUUAUGCCGUAUUCAUCCAAUUUCAAAUAGAAUCUACUCGCUUCUUCAAUAGAAUUCAAAGCCGAUCUGAUUCUGCUGAUUCUGCUGGAAGUAAGAGAUGCUCAAGUUCUCAAGAUGCGUGAGUUGCAAUAUUAGGCUUGGAAACUUCCCUGGUAAAAACUAGUCCUUACAGCGGCUCGAAACUCAAGGGUGAAUCCGGAGGCAUAUAUCAGGGAAAAAAUAAUGUUUAUUUGAAUCAAUGUCAUCAUAACACGCAUUGAUAUUCAAGUUUUUGUAACCUGUUUAUAUUAUUUGAGUACUCCGGGCUUAUCAUUCUGUUUGGUGCAACUCACUUACUUAUCUUUCAAUUGGUGAUAUCAAUUCAAAGAUGAGCUCAAUGUUUACUCUCGCUACAAUAAAUCUUGUAAUACCAAAGAUUGUGUGUUCAAAUAGGAAAAUUUGUCGUUUUUCAUUGCAUUCCAUUCAUCACUAAGCAUUUCUUUAAUUUUCAUUUACACGGGAAACUCUUUGAUUUCCCUCACUAGGACAUCUUCUCAUUGAUACAAGAAUAAUCCAGCCCUUAGUGAAUGGAAUAUCAGUUGCUUUUCUCUGCAUUGAUUUAAGGGUUCAUAUCCUUCUUAUAAAUGACUUGCUUUUCUACUAUUACGAUCCUGAAGAAGUGAUGAUGGAAAUGAAUACUGAUUGAUGUCUUGGAAGCCAUACGCUAAAAAAAUAAAUUUUCUACCAUCUACACUAAUUUACAUUCCUCUCCUUCUUCUUAUUUUUCUCUUCUCUCUCUUUGAUCCUCUCUAAUGUCCAAAUUAUCUCAAUAGAAGAGUUGCAGAGGAGGAUGGUACCAUAAAAAGGAAGGAUAGUAAUCACUGUAUAAAUAUCGUAUAUAAUAUACCUAAUAGGUAUAUAAUAUACCUAAUAUAUGAUUAUUAUAUGUACAUUGUACUGAUGAGAUUCAUAUUUAGUAUUGUAAACAUGUAAUUUAAUCCAAAUAUCUUGUAUCACAAUAAGAAGAUUAUAGCUUAUUAAUUCAGAAGACUAGAUGUAUGAGUUUUGAUAUUUUGUGUGUAAAAUUGUUAAUUAUAUUGUCAUACUGUAAAGUUAAAAUGAUAAAU